CUGCCCGCCCCGUCCCGCCCCGCCCCGGAACGCGCCGUUGCGGGGCCCGGCAGCGGCCGCCAUGGCGGGGCCGCCGGCGCUCGGGGCCCUGCUCUUCCUGCUGCUGCCGCCGCCGCUCUGGGCAGCGGGGCCGAACGCGGAGCCCGCGGACAGCGCUGCGGGACCCGCGGCCCCCCCGGACCCCCGCGCUGCGCGGCCCCGCCGCGGGCCGGCCCCGCUCACGGACGUGGCCAAGCUGUGUGUGUGUGACCUGUUGGUGGCACAGUGUGAUGUGAACUGCUGCUGUGACCCCGACUGCAGCACAGCCGAGUUCAGCCUCUUCACUACAUGUUCAGUCCCUGUUGUCACGGGUGACAGCCACCUGUGUAGUCAGAAAGCUGCUGUAUAUUCACUUGAUGUUGAAGCAAAUCCACCAGAGAGGAUAUUUGAACUAACUGACCAAGUCAAUCCCAGUAUUUUCUGCAUUCAUGCUACAAACUAUGACCAAGCACUCUCCUUCAGUUCCCCUGAAAUGCCUACUGCUGAAAAUUUUGAUCAGUUGCUUGAGCAGUUUGGAAGUGCUGCUUUCAGUGCUGAGCCCGACACCUGGAACAUGGACCCAGAUGCUCAACAUCCUGCUGAUGCAAAUGAAACUUACAGAUAUGAGUUUGGUGUUCCUGUGCAGACAGUGGAUGCAUUUCUAAGACUGCCCAGUCCUGUUGUCACCUCUUGGUGCUCAGAUGUGAAUCCUGCAGCAUUUUUAGUAAACCAGGCUACAAAAUGCACAAGGUCAGUAAGUGUGGAGACGUGUGGCAGCAUCCAAGCAGUGAGUAUGGGCUUCUACAUCAACUCCAGCAUUUUAGCAGUGCCCAAAUCAAGUCAGAUGGUGAAUGUUACUGUCCAGUCUGUGAUUGUCCAGUCCCUGAAUGGAACACAGACUUUACUUAAUGGGAGUGAUGUCCUCAGGCUCCCUAGGAUUUUGGAUGAACUGUGCAUAAAUGUAGUUUUUAGGGUGAGUUAUCACAUUACAUACACAGACACUGGAGAAAUAAUAGAAGCAGCUGCUGCUUUUGUCUUGGGAGCAAUUAACAAAGAAGCACUUUCAAUCCAGCAGAGCUUUGAGAUCAGCUUUACCCAGGUGGAUACAACACCAGUCCCUCUCAGUGGUAAUCCUGGCUAUGUUGUUGGACUGCCCAUAAGAGCAGGCUUCAGGCCCCAAGGAUCUGGCAUCAUUCAGAACACCAACAAAUACAAUCAACUCACCAUUCUGCAGAGUACAUCCAACCAGGACUGUCUGGCAGCACAGGGGGCCAGAACCCCAAUAUUAUUUGGUUAUAACAUGAUAUCAGGCUGCAAGUUACGAAUUACUGCAGCUAUGAAAUGCCAGCCCUUGACUCAGACCCUCCUGGAUGUACUGAAGGGGCAAAGCUUUCCUGAAUAUGUGGCCUCGUUUGGAAAUUCUCAAGCCCAGGAUGUGCUGGACUGGGUGCCAAUAACUCACCUCUUCACUUCAGAACAGAGCUCAUGCCAAAUACCAGUAUCCCUUGAAAUAGAAGUGAAGUGGACUAAAUAUGGAUCCCUGGUCAAUCCCCAAGCCAGGAUAGUGAACGUUACAGCAACAAUCACUACCACCCCAUUGAAGCAGCUUCCCUCAGGAAGAGAGAGGAUUAUCCCUGUAACAAGUUCUGUUGUUUUCACUGAUAUUUCCUUACCUGCAGAGCCAGGCUACAAAGCCUGGCCCACAUUUAAUGUCAAGUUACCCUUUGAUUUUUUCUUUCCUUUUGUCUAAGCAGUGAAGUUAUGAUUUCAGAGCAGCUCAAUGACCCUUCCAGCUGACUCUGGCUCAAAGCAGUUGGAGACACCAGCUACAGCCAACACCUUUCAGAAUUGCCACUCACUGAAUCUUAACUCUUCAACUAUAAACCAGUCUCACCACAGGGACCUUCUAGUACCUGAAGAAGUUCACAUUGUGUUCAAACACCAGCUUGGUCCUUUUAAAUGUGCUUUCUAAUGGCUCUUUUGGAGUCUGACUGUUCCAAACAGUCCACUCACCUACAUCUUGUUCUUACAUAUUCUGAUUCUUUUAAUGUGGUGAUUUUUGAGCCCAGUGAGCUGAGAAAAAACCCAUAAAAUGGAAGAAGAGAGAAGGCAGAGUCAGAGCUCAGACCUGCUGUUGAGAACAAAGGCCUCACCUGAUGUCAGAUGGCACGUGUCUCCCUCCACGUUGGUGCUGAUUUGAUUGUCAACUAAAGGAGUGGUGUGUUGGUAUUUUUGAAACUAAUGUUAUAUAAAUAACAAAGUGGCCCGAGGGGCAACAGAAAUGAGGAAACUACCAACAAUGGGAAAAGAAUGGUUGGCAAAGAAGAGAUGGACUAGGCAUGAAGAGUUGGCUCCUAGGAAAAGAAAAUUCCCUGGAUUCUUAUCAUUUGCACUGCAAGUUUCUACAAGAUGCUGCAAACAAAAGAACAUGAUCACAGGAAACCUCAGUUACUUAAAAUAAAUGGUACAUUUGUGGCUGUGUA
This is a messenger RNA of Apus apus (common swift), 2501 nucleotides long. It is a transcript of the gene TCTN1, whose product is annotated as tectonic family member 1. Gene Ontology annotation, cellular component: MKS complex. NCBI's taxonomy places the organism in Eukaryota, Metazoa, Chordata, Aves, Apodiformes, Apodidae. The transcript has 15 exons. The coding region runs from base 62 to 1768 and encodes 568 amino acids. The record is from RefSeq and is a predicted model, not a curated record. Gene Ontology annotation, biological process: cilium assembly; protein localization to ciliary transition zone.